AUGUGUGGUGCCGAGAUAUACAAAAUCAACAUAUUACAAGCCAUGAAGAUGGCUAAACAUGCUUGGAACUCGGUUUCAUCAAACACUAUCAAGCACUGCUGGGCUCAUACAAAAGUAAUUUCCAUCAAUGGAAACUUUUCUAUCGAGGAGACUCACUCGGAGAUCGAAGAAGGUUUAAGAAAUUUACAAGCAAUUGGCGCUCUCUCAUCAUCGAACACAAUCUCACUAGAGAACCAUUAUUCAAUCCAUAGACGAGAUUGA
Messenger RNA from Melampsora larici-populina 98AG31, 261 nucleotides. RefSeq lists its product as uncharacterized. The transcript is spliced from 2 exons. The record is from RefSeq and is a predicted model, not a curated record. Bases 1 to 261 code for a protein of 86 amino acids. NCBI's taxonomy places the organism in Eukaryota, Fungi, Basidiomycota, Pucciniomycetes, Pucciniales, Melampsoraceae.